Molecule: messenger RNA, 2671 nt
Organism: Medioppia subpectinata
Lineage: Eukaryota; Metazoa; Arthropoda; Arachnida; Sarcoptiformes; Oppiidae
Source: the annotation of a GenBank genome assembly
AAUAAUUUAAAAAAGAAUUUUAUUAUAAAUAAUGUUAAAUACAAUUAAAAUAGUAUUUUUAGCAUUUAUUGCAAUUUCGUCAAUAGAGAGCAAUGAUUUAAAUAAACGAUUGGAUUGUUAUCUCGAAAAUGACUUUGUGUUCAGCAAAAGUGAAUGUGAAAAAAGGGAUUGUAUUUGGGAUUUAAAUCAUAAGCCGUCAGAUCCGAGCCCUCAAUGCUAUUUGAAUACAGAGAAAAUUGGCUAUAAUUUGAAUGGAAAUGUCAUCAAAACUGAUAGAAGUCUUGAAGUGGAUCUCAAACUGAAAGACACGGCCAAAAAACUAUUGACAUCAUUAAAACAAAUCGAGAGUUUACGGCUUAAAGUGGAUUAUAUAUCAGAAAAUAUAUUAAGGUUCAAAAUAUUUGACCCGAAAAUAAACAGAUAUGAAGUUCCCAUUCAAAACACAUUCCCAUUAUUAAAGGAUCCGCCAGUUUUUGAUCCAAAUUUAUCUAAAUAUACGAUUAAAUUAAAUAAUAGUCAAAAUGGUAUUAAUUUCUCGGUUAUUAGAAAGAGCUCUAAUGCAAGUCUCUUUGACACAUCUAUCGGUGGCCUUAUAUUCAGUGACCAAUUGUUGCAAAUCUCCACAUAUUUGCCCACAAAACACAUCUAUGGCUUCGGCGAGAAUACACACCAUUCACUCAAACAUAAUAUCAAUUACAAGACUUGGAAUCUAUUCGCUCGAGGAAUACCACCAAAUGAUGGAAUCAUUAAUCUCUAUGGCGUUCAUCCCUUCUAUACGGGUCUGGAAAGUGACGGCAAAUCUCACGGAAUUCUGUUUCUCAACAGUAAUGCUAUGGAGUACACACUAAUGCCAGAGCCGGCGCUUUCACUCAAAACAUUGGGCGGAGUCUUAGACUUCUUCGUGUUUGUCGGCGAGAAUCCCGAAGAAGACGUGAUGUACGCAGACAUCGAUUACAUGUCUAAAUAUCAAGACUUUUCAUACAAUGAGACGGAUUUCAAAGAUUUGCCACAAUUGAUAUCAUCGCUGAAAAAUGAUCACAACAUUCACACCACUCUAAUCCUGGAUCCGGCCAUUCAGGGCAAUGACAGCGCAUAUAAUGCUUUUCAAGACGGCUAUCAAAACGAUAUAUUCAUAAAAUGGCCGAAAUAUGUGAAGGAAAAAGAUCGCAGAAAUCCAGCCGAUGUAAAAACAGACACAGAUAUUCUAUAUGGUAAAGUAUGGCCACAUGGCCCUGCUGCUUUUCCAGACUUUUUCAAAUCAGCAACUCAUAAAUGGUGGUCAAAAUGGAUUCAAUACAUGCGUAAAGAUCUGAAUCUGGAGUUUGACUCCCUUUGGAUCGAUAUGAACGAACCGUACGAUUUUGGGUUUGAUGAAAAAUCUCAUGAUUAUUGUCCAUACAAUCUGUUGGAUAACCCGAAAGCUAGAAUACAGUCAAUAUACGGUUCGUCACAAAACUACACCAAACUAUCUGAUGGCACGAUAUGUAUGUGUAGUAUUCAGGGAGAGAACGGCGAAUACAAUCACUCCGAUGUCCACUCCCUCUAUGGUCUCACCGAAAGUAUUGCAACACAAAAAACUGUUCGCGAAAUAACGGGAAAGAGAGGUUACGUACUCUCGCGGUCGACGUACGUGUCUUCGGGCAGAUAUACGGCCCACUGGUUGGGCGACAAUAUCGCCGAAUGGUCUCAAAUGCGGGACUCAAUUAUCGGUGUUUUGGAGUUUAACUUAUUUGGCAUUAAUUUUGUGGGCGCAGAUAUCUGUGGUUUCUUCAACGAGACAACACCCGAGUUGUGUCGCCGAUGGUUACAAUUGGGAGCGUUUUAUACGUUUAGUCGAAGUCAUAACGAAAUCAAUCCAUCAGAUCAGGACCCGGCUGUUUGGAUAGAGAGAGGUCACCCGGAAGUGACCAACGCUGCCAUUAAUGCCCUGAAUCUACGGUACACUCUAUUGCCGUAUUUAUAUACUCUGUUUUAUAGAAGUCAUACAAUGGGACAAACAGUGGCCCGACCUCUAGUUCAUGAGUUCCCGACCGAUACUAACACUUAUGAAAUACAGGAGCAGUUUAUGUGGGGAAGAGAUCUACUCAUCUCUCCAUUUCUUCACGAAAAUCAAACAGAAGUUUCAGCAUAUCUUCCAAAUGAUAUUUGGUAUGAAUUGUUACCACAAAUAGUAAAAGUGAAACAAACGGGACAUAUAGUGAUCAAAGAAAAGAGUCCAACGGAUCCGCCGCCCGUCCAUCUCAAAGGCGGAUCUAUUAUACCGAUGAGUGUCUCUUCGGUUCACAUCAACACAAAUACUGUCAGACAAUCGGCCAUUAAUUUGGUUGUAUUACCGGACGUCAAGUCCGAGGGUUUGGGAGACCUGUAUUGGGACGACGGAGAGUCUAUCGAUACGAUUGAAAACGGAAACUAUAAUUACUAUUCGUUUAAAUUGUUGUCCAACUCUUCACUCGUAUUGAAAGCCAAACACAAUAACUAUACGAAUGCACCAAAAGUAGAGGAAAUACGAGUUUACGGCACAAAAGGGACUGAAGUUUUGGCAACACUCGAUGGCCAACCCGUCAGUGCUCUCAUCGAUAGAGACGACGGCUCCACAAGAAUUCGCAUUCAACUUAAUCUAAACAGCAAAAAGAGUGGCGACCAAUGGGUUGUCAAUUGGAUCCACAAUUAA